UCCCCGCCCUCGAGCCGGGGUGCCGGAGCCGCCCGCCGCCCGUGGAGGAGGUGGAGGGAGCCGCAGGGGCCCGCCGAGGCGGCGGCGGCGGCAAGAUGGCGGACUUCCUGCCGUCGCGGUCCGUGCUGUCCGUGUGCUUCCCCGGCUGCGUGCUCACGAGCGGCGAGGCCGAGCAGCAGCGCAAGUCCAAGGAGAUCGACAAAUGCCUGUCGCGGGAGAAGACCUACGUGAAGCGGCUCGUGAAGAUCCUGCUGCUGGGCGCGGGCGAGAGCGGCAAGUCCACCUUCCUGAAGCAGAUGAGGAUCAUCCACGGGCAGGACUUCGACCAGCGCGCGCGCGAGGAGUUCCGCCCCACCAUCUACAGCAAYGUGAUCAAAGGUAUGAGGGUGCUGGUAGAUGCUCGAGAGAAGCUUCAUAUUCCUUGGGGAGAUAAUGAAAACCAGCUACAUGGAGACAAGUUGAUGGCGUUUGACACCCGGGCCCCCUUGGCUGCCCAGGGAAUGGUGGAAACACGGGUCUUUUUACAAUAUCUUCCUGCUAUAAGAGCCUUAUGGGCAGACAGUGGUAUACAAAAUGCCUAUGACCGGCGACGAGAAUUCCAACUGGGUGAAUCUGUAAAAUAUUUCCUGGAUAACUUGGAUAAACUUGGAGAACCAGAUUACAUUCCAUCACAACAAGAUAUUCUUCUUGCCAGAAGACCCACCAAAGGCAUUCAUGAGUACGACUUUGAAAUUAAAAAUGUUCCUUUCAAAAUGGUUGAUGUAGGUGGUCAAAGAUCAGAAAGGAAACGUUGGUUUGAAUGCUUUGACAGUGUGACGUCAAUACUUUUUCUUGUUUCCUCAAGUGAAUUUGACCAGGUGCUUAUGGAAGAUCGACUGACCAAUCGCCUUACAGAAUCCCUGAACAUUUUCGAAACUAUCGUCAAUAACCGGGUUUUCAGCAAUGUCUCCAUAAUUCUUUUCUUAAACAAGACAGACUUGCUUGAGGAGAAGGUGCAAAUUGUGAGCAUCAAAGACUACUUCCUAGAAUUUGAAGGGGAUCCACACUGCUUAAGAGACGUCCAAAAAUUCCUGGUGGAAUGUUUCCGGAACAAACGCCGGGACCAGCAGCAGAAGCCCUUAUACCACCACUUCACCACUGCUAUCAACACGGAGAACAUCCGCCUCGUUUUCCGCGACGUGAAGGACACCAUUCUUCACGACAACCUCAAGCAGCUUAUGCUACAGUGAUGUACAAAGACUUGCUAUUUUAAUACCUUUUUGUGUUUUUGAUUGUUUUCUGUUUGUCUUGUCUUGUUUUUUAAAAUAGCAGUUUACAACAAGAAUUAGAAAAGUCUUGAUUCUGUGUUUAACUUUUUGGAAAUCUUAGUCCUGCGGCCUUUGGUUUGUGGCUGGACGCUGCUGAGUAACACAUUGCCAAUACCUGCUGGAAUUCAGGCUUGGAUUGGUCUCGCCACGGCUCCCGCUCACGUCCAGUUGUCAUUUCCUAGCCAACCUCAGGCUUCAAAUUCUUCCACCUUUUAAAAAGAGUUCUCUGUGGUGCCAAGUGUAGACGGCAUCCUUGAGUACAUGUAGGAAUGCCUUUAGGAAUUUAGGCUCUCGUGCAGGGAAGAGAUCUUCAGUCUGCCUUACACAGAGCGGGACACGCGCUGCCCAGCCUACCACUUCCUAUUGUGAAAGCACUGUUGGAAAAGGUUUUAUCUAGGGAAUGGCAUCGGUCGAUUUAUGCGCAGGUUUAGCCUUCAUGUGUUUGUAAUUGCAUAUAUACGCAACAGUUGUUUUGUUUCAAAAUUUCUAUGGUUUCUGAAGGCAAUGUUCUUAGUGUUUUAAAGUUUACAUAAGGAUUUCUAGUCUGGUCUGGUGGGAAUGGUACCGGGGAGCAAAUGCUAUAAUAGUAUCAAAAGUAAUGAGUGACCUACAGUUUGCCUUUUUUCCUAUAUCUUGAUCAUGUGAUUUAAUGUUUCAUAUGUGAAAUAGUUUGGCCACAGCAGCAACUAAAAAUUGCAAGUGACUUGGUAACAAAUAAACGUAAUUGGUCCAGAAUGACAUGUGGGUCACUCCUCAGUCCUGUCUUGGUUGACUUUGCUCCUUACUCAAGGAAAUCAGUGUCACAUCAUCACUUAUUUCUUUUGCUCUUCUGUCCCAUCCCCAGCAACAACAAACUGUGGCAUUUAAGGGAGUCUUCUGUUUAUUUGGAGCUUGCCAAGGGUAGUAUUUUCCUGUCAAACUAUUCAAGAAGGCAUUAUUUGAGAUUGCUGUUCAUUCUUGGUGUGUCUCUAAAAGAUACAUUAUGUACAUGUUUGUGUAAUUAUUGAUUAUGAGAUGCCAGCUUUAUCAAGGUACAUUUUCAAAUUUUAAGAAUGCUUAUAAGGAAAAGUAGUAAUUUUUUUAGUUCACACCUAAAGGUGAUUACAUUUGACCUCCCAUUGCUUACCACAUUCAACCAUGCCCGUGGAGUAGCUUUGAUUACAGAUGGUCAGCAGAAUGGCUGGUGGGCAGGACUGCCUGUAGGUUUUAUGUAGUGUUCAAUUGGAUUCAAGAUACAGAUGUACAAAGCUGGUAACAGUUUGCAAGAUCUGACGGCUUUUCUGCUUUUCCUAAAAAUUGUGAUUAAGACUGUGAUAUCUGUCACUUUACUGUAUAGCUGACUGUGUUCUCAGGUAUUUUAUUGGUCCUUGAAAGAUUGGUCAACAUUGUGGAUCACCUGUCCUUUCCUAGACGGUGGCUCUUGUCCUGUCUUGCUGUCGGGUAGGAGAGGUAGACCUUGCAGUGUGCUAACCAGGGAUUUGUUCUUGACAUCCUGGCUUUUUCUUGCUUUUGAAGUUUCACUGUCAUCACAUCCAUUUAAAUCUCAGUGUUUUCAUGCCUUUGUAAUACACGAGCUUCAGACACACAGCCCAACAUGGUAAUGAUGCAGGUGUUCAGAGCAUAAUUCGUGCAUGUUUUAAUAGUUCUAUUAGUGCUUCUUGCCAAAAAGGUUAGAAUAUAUUGUUUAAAUUUACAGGGUUAGCACAACCCCAGUGCUAAUGAACAUCUGAGUAUGUGCACAGUACUAUUGGACCUGUUUGGUAGAGCCUACUGUAAAUUUAGCUGAUAGUUUUAUUGAGUGGCCAAGACAAAUAUUUAACUACAGUGAAGGCUUCAGACAGCUUCCUAUAGAAGGUUGACAGCUUAGUCUUAUUGAAGCUAUUUUAAGAUCUGUGAUAAGCAUAAAUAUUGCCUGACAAAGCAGAAAAUACCAAGUUUCCCUCUUUUUAGCUGCCACCAAGAAAUGUUAAAACACCAGCUAGAUAUGGUGUCAUUUGCAGCUUUCUUCUGAUGUGUGCAAUGUCUCACAAUCAACAUUCUUUUAAAAUAGGAUUUAGAAUCUAUUUUGAGGCAAUAAAUUCUAUUUAAUUUAUCAGCCUUGCUUAGACCUUCAGUAGAACUAUGAGAUUCAACCUAUAGGCUUCAGUCCACACGUUCUCCUGUGCUAUAUUUUAAAUUAUUUGAAAGGAAUCUCUUGCCUAUAUCAUGAAAGCCACAUCCUUUGAAUUCAAGUACCACUGUAUAGAAAAGAAGUUGGAAUUCAAUAAGCAGAACUGAGAAGGUGCUCUUACUUUUCACUGUGCUAACUUCCCCUGAUCUCUAAAAAGUAACUCAGAUUUCAAGUUCUUUGAUGUAUUAAAUUUUCCAAAUCUUUGGUUAUGGUUUGGAAUAAAAUGUGCCUAUUUCUAUAUUGCUUUCUGGUCUUCAAUCUGAAUGCCUUCUCAUUUGUCUGAAGAAAUCUCACACAAGUGUCUUUGUUGACCUUGAAGAAAUUAUACAGAACUGCCUUAUCAAUCAGAGAAAACACAAAUUACACCUUGAUUUUUAUAAGGAAAGGGUUUUGUCAAAUGUUUUCUGAAGAGCUAAGUAAUUCAAGGCAUGCCUCUGCCACUUAAGUAUUAUUUUUAAUAGCCUGAAUUGUUGCUUCCUGCCAAAUAUUGCAUUAARGUGAAGUCUUCGUUUCAGUUUUAUAUCUGAAUAAAAUAUCUGAAUUUUAUAUCUGAAAAGGGCACUUGAUAGCUAAUGAGCAACUGCAGCCAAAGAAGACAGUGUGGAAUGAAAGUUAUUGUUUUUGUUUCCUUUUAAGUUCCAUUGACGGAUACAUUACAUAGACAGGGUCCUCUGGUUACUCUCUAGAGGCGAGACCAUCAAUGAAAAUCUUGUUUGGUUGGUGGCAGUGGUUGGUUUAAAGGGGAAGGAAACGGGUCAGAAGUGGUGAUGCACACCUCUAGCCUCUAAUCCCAGCAAUUCAGGAGGCUGAGGCCGAAGGAUUGUGAGUUCAAGGUCAGCCUCAGCAACUAAG
Messenger RNA from Urocitellus parryii (Arctic ground squirrel), 4329 nucleotides. RefSeq names its product G protein subunit alpha 13 (gene Gna13). The record is from RefSeq and is a predicted model, not a curated record. Gene Ontology annotation, cellular component: heterotrimeric G-protein complex; cytoplasm; brush border membrane. Gene Ontology annotation, biological process: Rho protein signal transduction; adenylate cyclase-activating G protein-coupled receptor signaling pathway. Gene Ontology annotation, molecular function: GTPase activity; G-protein beta/gamma-subunit complex binding; guanyl nucleotide binding. Lineage: Eukaryota; Metazoa; Chordata; Mammalia; Rodentia; Sciuridae.